Messenger RNA from Schistocerca americana (American grasshopper), 4075 nucleotides. RefSeq names its product RNA polymerase II-associated protein 1. The transcript has 25 exons. Gene Ontology annotation, cellular component: nucleus. The record is from RefSeq and is a predicted model, not a curated record. The coding region runs from base 53 to 3886 and encodes 1277 amino acids. Lineage: Eukaryota; Metazoa; Arthropoda; Insecta; Orthoptera; Acrididae. Gene Ontology annotation, biological process: transcription by RNA polymerase II.
GUUAGUGUUUGUAAACAUACAGUGUUGAUGACAUGUGAAGAAAGAGAAAAGAAUGAAGUUGUCCCGGCCAAAGUUAGGGGAGUGUGAAGCUGAUCUAUUACGGCAAGAAGAAGAAUUUUUAAGAAACAAAAAUGUUUCUUCAUCUGCCAAACUUGUUAACAAGCGGAAAGGGGUUGACAAUGACGGUAGUGAAGAUGGAAGUGGCAGCCAGAGUGACUCAUUUAAGAAAAAUCGAUCAAAAUAUGCAUUGUCAAGAAAGACUGUAAAUACCACAGGUUCCACUGUGAGCUCUGGUAGUCUAUCUGUGCUUGGUGAAAUAAAGGAAAAAAAUGUUGGACACUUUCCUAUUGUCCAACCUACAGCAACAUCACAGAGUGGCUUUCCACAAGUUUUCUACAGGGAUAAAACACUAAAACCAAGAGGGAAGAGCAUAUUUUCACAACAAGUUGCAAAACUUGAGGGGUCCAUCAAAACGGACAAAUCUGAACCUGAGAAAGUUAACAAACUUUCUGAUUCAAGGCAAAUCUUCGGAGAUCAGAGCUUCAUAGUCUCUGGAACAGAAGCAGAUGUAGUUCAUGAAGAAAAUCUUAUCCGUUUGAGCAGAAUGUCACAUGAAGAAAUCAUGUCAGAACAGCAGAAGCUGAUGUCUUCAUUAGACCCAAAAGUUCUUCAGUUUAUCCUCUCAAGAAGGAAUCCUUCCAAAAAUGCUUCUGUGGACACAAAAGGGGAUGAAAAUAUGACAGGAAUCCAUGAAGAAUGUGAUGAAUCCCAAAUGGAAACAGAAGAGACUGAAACUAUAAAUACACUGUUGACAGAGAUGCAGCCUUCAUCUCAGUUAAAUUCUGAAAUGGAGACAGAGGAAGCCUUCACAGCUCAUACCACAACAGCAGAUACUGAUAUAUUACAUGCAGUUCCAUUAGUCUCAGAGUCCAAUAAUAAAUGGCUGCACAUGGAUGUAGUAGAAGUAGAAAAGCUUAAGUGGAUGUCAGAAAUACCUGAACCACCACCCUUGCCUUCAGACAAAGCAUAUGCUGCUAGGUUUGAUUUUCAAGGUAUGUUACUGCCAUAUGCUGAUGAGUCAUUAGAUGUAAAUAAAGGUCUCCAUCAUCAUGGAGAGGAACCAGGCAGACCUGGCUACACCUUACAAGAACUGUUCCAGUUGACAAGAAGUUCAGUUUUACAGCAGCGAGUACUCUCUAUAACAACUAUUGCAAAUAUUCUUGAGAAGACAAAAUCUGGUUAUUAUGAUAAAUGUAUGGAGGAACCUCUUCUUAAAGUGAUGUUGGACUCAGAUAUACUGCUUCUCCUUCGCUUCUCCUUAGAUGACAACAUGGAAACUAUGGUCACAGCAUCAUUGCUGGCACUGAGGAAUUUGUUGUGGAAUUUUCCUGAUGAGGUUUGCCUUGAUCGGAUUCUAGGUUGUAAAAGAGCAAUAGAGCAGCCUACAAUUGAAGUUAAGAUAGAAGUAAAGCCUGAGAAAAAGGAGGAAUUAAAAGAUGAAGAAAAAGAACUGAAAGAUUAUGAAAUUGCUCGCGUUGAUACAAUAAAGGGUGCAUUAAGAACUGACAUUAUUUUGAGAUUAAGAUAUAUUUUAGAGACUUUGAAGCCAGGUCCAAAAGCUGUAAUUGCUGCUUUGGAAAUUUUGACAAGAAUAGCAAGACAUUCCCACGAGUCGGUGUUGGCCAUAGCGUCAUGCCCAAGGCUAAUAUCUAUCAUUGUUAAGAACUUCCUUCCAAAGGAUUGGAGAUUAAUUGUUGGUGGAACAAAACCACAGGAUAUGACAUCUGUUUAUGGAGUUCCACUUGUAGAAGCUCUCAAAUUUGUAAGAGUUUUAGCAUCUGGAUCACGUAAUGCCGCCAGUGAUUUAUGUUCUGUAUACCAAAUGCAUGAUGUUUUGAUCAGCUACAUAAGCAUAGAUCCUAGGGAGUGUGCUUUGCCUCAAAGUGAAGCAUUGCGACUGAGUCUGCAAAGUCUGUACUUGUGGCAGACACUUUUGGCCUACAAUCUAGCAACACAGACUUUCAUGGACAUGUAUCCAGUGCUUAUGAGGUUGUUACAGUUUCAUCUGCAUUGCACUUCUGCUUCAGAUGAAAUAUCAACCUUUGCUCAUGAACACGGUGCAGCACUAUUUUCAUUAAUUAACCAAGCUAUAAUAAUUGCAAAGCACCAAAGAAUUGUCCAUCAAACAAGGAGUUCUAUAACACUUCCUGUUGAGCAUUUUUCUAGUUAUAUCACUCCAGCAGAAAUGUGUGCAGAAAAAUGGUUGAGUCAGCUGAUGCAGACAGACAAAUUUACUUUUUCAGGUUUUAAAUUGUUAUCAGCUAACUUCUGCUGCCUAGCAAACAUGUACUCCUGCUGUCAAAAUAUGGCAAAUGAUAUGGUGUCACAACUGGAACAAAUUGAAAAACUUGUAGGCAGUAAGAUUGCAUCGUUUCUACAAAGCGUCAACUAUGGAAACCUUACAAAAGACAUAAAACGGACCUCAUGUUUGCUGUACAAGGGCUUUUCUGGCACGCGACGUGAUCCUGAAGCUUUGCCUUCAUUAGGAGGUCUUUUGUGGGGUGGACAAAAAGUUACUCCUAUCCUGCAAGCCUCAUCUCUCUUCCCAUUCUUCGGAGGUUUGACAUGUUUGUUAAGGGAUGCAUUUAGUAUCCAUAAAGGACUAUGCGCAAAGAUAUGCACAUCAUUUAUCAAUGAAAAUAUGGUAAACUAUCUCAGUGAUCUGGUAACACAGAAACUGAACUUCGUAAAUCACUGGUUUACCAGGAUAGAAAUCUUCUUCUUAUGUGAUUUGUUAUUCUUAUUUCACAACAAGGAUACAAAUUUUUCUUCUUUACUGCAUAAUUUAUCAGUUAAGGUGGUGAGCUUAAUCCCUACCAAUGACAAAUUGCUGAUGAAACAAUUAUUGAAAAAGAUUGUUUUCAAUCCACAUUAUUUCAGAGAUGCAUUGGUGUCAUAUGGUAUUAAGAAUGUUACUCUAGAUGCUGUCAAAACCAUAUCCCCAAUUUCUCAGCUACUGCAAGAGUGUAUUAACAAUCUAGAGAGCAUAUACCAUUGCUAUGAGGAAGCCUUUGGGAUUGUGUCAGUAACUGAGGACAUACUGAAUGUUAUGAGUUUAACAUCAAAUGGAGAACGAUCACUUUCUGAUGACUGGAUGUACGCUCCAAUAAUCAGACUGAAUGAAUCAGGAUCAAGUGGUAACCCUGCCAAUAACAGUGUAGUCCACAUAGCCACAGCUUGCCUGGAAUGGAUUUUGAUUCUUGAAUAUUUGCGUCCCUCUGUAUUGACUUCAAUAAACAUCACUACAAGAUAUUGUCAUCUCGCUAAAAUAUUCAUGUCAGCAAGUGACCUUUUUCUAGAACCAAGAAUUAGUAUUUUACUUGAAUCCAUAUUACGAGAGAUGUUGCAACAUAAUUCUGAAAUAGACUUCAAGAGCUGUAUACCAGGUGUAUCAUCAUUUUAUGAUCUGUAUAAUGAUCUUCUGGAACAAUAUGCUGCAGUAUCUUAUGGAAAUAAGAUUUUUGGGCAGUUUAUUAUUAUACCUUUACAACAGCGGCAUGGAAGUAGCUUGAAGAGGCUUCUGUGGAGUGAACAUGUUGCUGUUCUGCGUGUUCUAGGAAUUCCAAUUGACCAGCUAAUGAUUCCACUGGAGGAACUGCUUGAACCUUGUGAAGUGGAUCCUUCUCUUCUGGAUAUUUAUUUGCAAAGUUUAGCCACAGGAGUUGUGCAAGAAAAGUGGAGUCCUGUACUAUACAGAGUGGCUGUUCAUCAUGUUUCUACAUAUUUAAAACAGAAUGACAACAUUUUGGCCCAUCAAUUGAAUGAAAAAAUUUUGAAACUUGGAAACAAACAGCUUCAGUCAGUACUUCUGAAUUAUGGAACAUGAAGUGAAACUGGAGGGUAUUACUUCUUGGCCAUUUGGUUUAAUGAGCACAAUUUCCUAUGAGAUUGUUUUUAACUAUGUAACCUCUGAUUUGUAAUUAUUGAUAACUGUAUAUAUUGUAAAUGUUUAUACUGACAGUGGUCAUUGAAUUUUUAUUUUUGCUAAAUACAAUCAGUGCAGAUGAAACUGGAA